AUGCCAAAGUUUCGUCCGCGAGUCGAGUCAUCGAAUGGCCAUAGAUUAUCACGGAACACCGCCGUGCAAUCGCCGCACGAUGGAUCAUCUCCCGCACAAUCUGCUGCAAAAAGUCCUGCUGCGACGACCGAUUGUCAAAUUGUGCCAACAUCUGCUCCAAAUCCAUCGUCUCGGACUCUUCGCUCACAGAUGAGGUGUAGUCCUCAGAGACGUGCAGCCGUCCCAGUUCGCGCACAAACAGACUCGGGUCCGCUGUGGCAAACUCCACACGGACCCGGCCCAACAGCCCCUCGUAGUGCUGUUUGA
This is a messenger RNA of Ogataea philodendri, 306 nucleotides long. RefSeq lists its product as uncharacterized. NCBI's taxonomy places the organism in Eukaryota, Fungi, Ascomycota, Pichiomycetes, Pichiales, Pichiaceae. The record is from RefSeq and is a predicted model, not a curated record. The transcript has a single exon. The coding region runs from base 1 to 306 and encodes 101 amino acids.